Molecule: messenger RNA, 2598 nt
Organism: Nipponia nippon (crested ibis)
Lineage: Eukaryota; Metazoa; Chordata; Aves; Pelecaniformes; Threskiornithidae
Source: RefSeq, a predicted model, not a curated record
AUGCACCCUGAUCGUGAUGGGAGAGAAGAGAUGGGAGCCCGGGCGAGGGGCUGGAGGGGCUCCGACACGCAGUCGGGACCGUCCUCACCACGACGGGGUUUGUUUUUUUUCCAGGGCAUUUCGGAAGCAGAACGAGCACGGUGCCGGGAGGCCCUGCGGCACAUCCUGGACCGCGUCUACCAGCCGCUGGCGGUGCGGGAGCUGCUCAUCCUGCAGGGACGUCCUCCCUCUCCUGGGGAAGAAACAAAGCCGGCCCUUGUGCGGGCUCCGGCGUGGCUGCGGCGCCUUUGUGGUCAGCUGCUCUCCGAGAGGCUGAUGAGACCCAGCGGGGUUCAGGCUGUGGUUCGGGGCAUCAUGGAGGGAACAGGCGGUGAGUAGGCAGGUGGCGGUGGUGCUGAAGCAGCAGCUGUGGACUGGAGAAAAUGCGACAUGGUUGCAAAGAUCCUGGCUUCCUGCCCGCAGCAGUGCCUUUCCCUCGAGGACUACUACCGGCUGGUAUGCCCCCAGAUUCUGGACUUGCUGCACAUCCAGGACAAACUGACAGCGCGCCAGUUCCAGCGAGUGGCCACCACCACGCUGCUCACCAUGGCGAAAGAGCACCCUCAGCUGGCAGAGAAGCACCUGCUCCAGCCCCUGUUGGCACCACUUCUGCGGUGCUCGGAGACAGCAGAGAUAGCAGUGGAAGAUUUAUCAGCAGGGACUGUGCUGGUGACGGAGGCAGAGCUCGGCAGCUGUGUGGAAGAUGUGCUCAAGGUGUAUGUGGUUGGAAAUGACAGCUCGAGCCUGCUGCUGGGAUCCUUACAGUCAGUCCUGGGAGUGGUUUUUUCCCUUUAUUCCUUCGCCAAGCAGAAUGUGUCAUACUUACGCUCCCUGUGCCAGGAGAUCCUGCUGUGGUUCUUGGAGAAGUCGGAGCGAGAGGUGUCGCUGGCUGUGCUGGAAGGCUUUGUGGGGCUGAACAGCAGCGUGCGCGCCCUCCACCCGCAGUGCCAGUUCUGUGCGGGCAGCGAGGGUGGUGCUGCCAUCGCGGUGGAGGAGACCAUCAGCGAUGAAGAUGAGGCCCUCUACCAGAAGGUUUCCUUGGAGCAGUGCCAUGUGGAGAACUUGGUGGAGCUCUUGUCUCACUGCCAGAAGAGUGGUCUAGCCGGAGACUUCUUCAUCCGCUGCCUGAAGGAGCUGACUCGCGUGGCUGCGGAGGACGAGGCGGAUUCGAACUCGGCUGCAGUGCCUGGAAGGAGCCUCCUGGAGCUGGAGCAGUACCACGCUGGGCAGAGGAGGAAGCUGCUGGUCCUGCAGCUCGUGGCCACGCUGUGUGAGAGCGUCUCGGACACCGUGUUCACAGACAUUGCUCAGGUGGAGGAAUUUGUGGCAGCCACGCUGCAGCGGGCCUGCCUCAGCCCGCUCCAAUCCAGCGACUUCGCCGUGCUGAAGCGGCUAGUGCCGUUGCUGGAGGAGCUGUCCCGCACCUACCCCGAACCCCUCACCCAGGAGCUGGCCACGGACCUGCGCAUCGCCAUCUGCACCCGCGGGGCCUUCUCCCCCGGAACGGUGGGCGCCGCUGCCGACAGCGUGCUGCAGAGGAAGCCGGGGACAGGAGUGCAGAGCCCUGCCGGCAUCCCCGGUGCAGCCCCAAGCGCAGGGGGUGGCCAGGCACUGCCACAGCACCGCCGCAGCAGCCCCUCGGCUCCCAGGGAGAGGAGUGGCGAGCAGAGUGAGAGCCAUGAGCCCGGCACUGCGGGUCCCGCUCCAGCCCCAUGUGCCGACAGCCCGGCCCCGGCUGGGCUCCAGGAGCUCCUGGUAUCGGCCUACGACCCCCAGCCCCCCGGCCGGGCAGCCGCCCUGCGCCGCCUCUCCAGCCUGAUCACGCAGCAGGAUCCGGAGGCGCUUCGGCUUCAGGAGAAACUUCUCGAGGUGUUCCUGGAGAACGUACAGCACGAGGACGCCUUCGUCUACCUCUCGGCCAUCCAAGGCGUUGCCCUCCUCUCCAGCGAGUACCCGGAGCGGAUCCUGCCCGUCCUGCUGGCACGGUACGGGUGCCCGGCGCGGGGCACGGAGGACACCGCAGCUGCUGUCACCAGGAUGAAGCUGGGCGAGGUGCUGAUGCGUGUCACCCGGGCUCUGGGGGACAUGGUGUUCAAACACCGGGAGCCGCUGGUCCAGGCCUUCUUGCGGGGCGCACGGGACCCCGACAGCGCGCUGCGGGCCAGCAGCCUCUCCAACCUGGGCGAGCUCUGCCAGCACCUUGGCUUUCAGCUGGGCUCCAUCAUCCAGGAGGUCACCUCCUGCUUGACGGCCAUAGCCAAGACGGACCCCGAGGCGGAGGUGCGAAGAGCCGCCGUGCACGUGGUGGUGCUGCUGCUGCGGGGGCUCAGCGAGAAGGCCACCGAGGUGCUGCAGGACGUCCUCCGGGACCUCUACCGCCUGCUGAAGCACGUGGUGGCAACCGAGCCCGACGGUGCGACGGUGCUGCACGCCCAGCUGGCACUGGAGGAGCUGGACACGGUGAUGAGGAGGGUCCUCUUCCCCCCGCAGGCGCUGGAGAAGAAGAUCGUGGUGCUCCCGUAGUGGGGCCAGGGCUGCAGAAACGAACUGUUCUUGCUC